AUGGCACCUACUCCACCGCCAAAGCAGAAAGGAAAGUUGACCCUUGCUCAGCUUGCGGCUUACGAUGACAUUGUCACCGACGCGUUGGUCGAUCGCGCGUUUUUCUGGACCAAGAUUCGUAAGAACCGACCCAAAUACUUUGCCGUUCGGGGCGUUGUGGAGGACGAUGUCACCUCGAUAUUGCUCCACGACGUUAUCGUCGCCAAAGACGUGAUAAAGGCGGAAGAAUCAUUGCUGAAUCUCUCGGGCCUCAGAAAAUAUGUUGAGAAGCUCAAAUCUGACAAGGAGAAGGAAUGGUUCCGUCGCCACCUUCGAAAAUAUAUUGCAAUUUACCUCCCCGACUGCCCUUUCGAAGUCACGACUACGAACCGCUACACCAUCACUACCCAUGAGGCUGCGCUGUCAGCCAGGAAAUUUAUACGCACGGGUGACACUAUUAAGCAUCUUUCGGGGACCCUCGUCGCAAUUACCCCUGAGGAGGAAAAGACCCUCGACUUGACAAGGCGAGAUUUCAGUAUUGUCAUGUCAAGUAGGAAAAAGACACCAUCGCUUUUCCUUGGACCAGCGAGAUUCUCGAAUCAUGACUGCAAUCCCAACGCCCGGCUGGUUACAAAGGGCUCAGAAGGCAUGGAAAUCGUGGCCAUUAGGGACAUAUCCAUCGGCGAAGAGAUUACGGUGUCAUACGGGGAAAAUUACUUCGGGGUAGAUAAUUGCGAAUGCCUCUGCCAUACUUGCGAACUUUCUCUGAGCAAUGGAUGGUCCCCAGGUGGCCCGCCGGAACACGAUAGUCGUGCCUCCACACCAGAAUCAACAACAGAACACCAGGAGAAAAGUUCCUCAGGCUCCGAGAAGAGAAAAAGCCCUCCCGAAUCUCCUUCACACCCGUCAGAAGAUAUGCCUUCAAAAAGGCCUAGGUUCGAAAACAUAUUAAAUCUACGACUAGAGCUUUCCCCUCCAAGCAGCCCUGACCCUAUUGCUGAGCCUUUGAUCACGGUUAACGGCGGCUUACGUGCGUUGAGAAGUCACUUCGCUUCGUUGGCCGGUAAAUCUGAGCUACGACACUUUCAGAAACCCCAUUCGAAUUUCAUCUCAGCCUCGUCUUCGAGCGACCAAACUUCCUGCAGUUUAUGUCCGGAUGACGAGGCACCUACUUCCACGAGGUCAACGUCAGCCACGUCGGUCAGCGAUUCAAAUGUGCCGGUAAAAACUGAACCUACAGUGGAGCAGCAACCCAGGGCCUCAUCUGAAACCGCCAGCAAGACCAUUUCGGGAGAUCAUGGUUUACACGUUCAAGACGUUAUCCGAGAUAAUGACGAAUCGGACUUAUCAGACCUCUCGGCAUCGUGGGAAAUCAAUGACCGUGAAAUGACAGCUGUCAAGCGAGAGCCUGUUAAGAAGAAGAAGAGGAAACGAAAAAGUAGCAUUAUCCCCACUAUUGAACAUGAAGCCCCAAAAGCGCGAACGCCGGGCGAUUAUACGAAAACUCCAAAGCUCCUUGCACAGCGGUAUGACCGCUGGGUGGAUUGCCAGACGUGUAAUGCUUGGUUUGUCCAAGGAGACGCCUAUCUCACUCGGAAAGAAUGUCCACGAUGCGAACGACAUUCCAAGCUAUAUGGCUAUUGUUGGCCUAAAACCGACAGGGAAGGUCGGAAUGAUACUGAGGAGCGUGUGAUGGAUCAUCGCACUAUCCACCGGUUCUUGAGGACGGAAGAUGAAGCGCGUGUUCAGCGCCGAGGCCGUGGUGUCAGCCAUGCAACCAGUCCGACGCCGGACGUUUCUGAGAACAAGACAGAAACGGAUGCAAGCGAAUUCGGCGACGAAAGACGACUUACAAGGUCACUGAGGCGUGCGAGGAGUUCUUUACAUCUAGCAAUAUGA
This is a messenger RNA of Coccidioides posadasii C735 delta SOWgp, 1878 nucleotides long. RefSeq names its product Histone-lysine N-methyltransferase set9 (gene SET9). The record is from RefSeq and is a predicted model, not a curated record. Gene Ontology annotation, cellular component: nucleus. Lineage: Eukaryota; Fungi; Ascomycota; Eurotiomycetes; Onygenales; Onygenaceae. Gene Ontology annotation, molecular function: protein binding; histone H4K20 methyltransferase activity.